Molecule: messenger RNA, 471 nt
Organism: Aspergillus neoniger CBS 115656
Lineage: Eukaryota; Fungi; Ascomycota; Eurotiomycetes; Eurotiales; Aspergillaceae
Exons: 1
Coding region: 150-392 (80 amino acids)
Source: RefSeq, a predicted model, not a curated record
UCACGGGAGGGUAAUGAAGCUGAGUAGAAAGGGAACAAGAAAGCUGGUGGCUUGAACGGUAGCGGUAAAGGGCUGUGGGGGGAGGAGAAGGUGGUGGUGGUGUUGGUGGAAGAUGAUUUAAGGGGAACCCGAAUCCAUCAUAAUAAUAAAUGACCAUUGAGCUGGACGCCUGGCAAGGCGGUCGCUUAUGCCUGAAACGUGACCCGCCCUGGCCACCAUGUGCCCUCUGCGCCUGGAAACGCUGUUCUGUCCUGCCUGCCCGCCCGUCUGUCAAUUCGCCUCCUUUUGCACGCUCCCCCUCCAUGCAUUGGUUGGUUGGUUGCUUUUUCUUCAGCUGCUGCAGGCUCGCUGCGUCCCGUCAUAUCUGCCUUAUGGAAAUGCCCGUUGCCUAGACAUAGUCGUUUGAAUGGCUGCUAGUCGAGCGCAGCCUUGCAUCUAAUCUGUAAGUAGGCGCCUUUUGGCCAGUUGGUG